Messenger RNA from Kazachstania africana CBS 2517, 759 nucleotides. RefSeq lists its product as uncharacterized. The transcript has a single exon. The record is from RefSeq and is a predicted model, not a curated record. Bases 1 to 759 code for a protein of 252 amino acids. Lineage: Eukaryota; Fungi; Ascomycota; Saccharomycetes; Saccharomycetales; Saccharomycetaceae.
AUGAUUCUAAGGUUAACACAAUUCAUAUCGCAGUUGCUGAAUGUGUUUGCUCUUCAAUCACAAAUACGAUUCAAUAGGUUGCAUAAGUCAAUAUACGGCAUCUCGUAUGAUUACUAUAUAUUGGAGACUUUGAUAUGCAUCGCAUCUAUAUAUUACUCGACUAAUUAUCAGUUCAAUACAACCGCCAGAUCUCAGUUAAUGCUGAGGUAUCCUGUUUGGUUCGAAACUGAAUCAUUAUCAAGUGUGAUUUCAAAUGUUUUAAUAAUUUUAGAAGUAUCAAGGCUCGUUGGAUUAUUCUUAGUAGAUAGACAGUUACGUUUGUAUUAUAGGACAAAACAUGAAUUCCAGGGGUACUCUACAAUUUGUAGAAUUGUUAUUGGAACAUUUUGGCUUCUUUUUGUAGUAAGCAUCAUAAUAAUAUUUAAAAUAAAGUCCGGUAAAUUGUUUGUUCUAGAUCAUUUUGAUAUAACGUGGACCCUGACCCAGUUGCUCAAGAUUGGUAGUCUGUGGCCACAAAUCUGUAUCAAUUGGAUGACAAGAAGUUGUAAAGGUAUGUCGAUUAAUUUCAUAAAAUUUUCCAUCAUAUCUAAUAUAAUAAUAGUCCUGGGAAUAUUAGUGGAAAACAAGAAUAAUUUUCAAUUUCAACUACCAUUCAAUAGUGAAGUCCUCUUUGUGACAUUAAUUAGAUUAAUUAAUAUGCUGAUAGUAUUAUAUCAGCAGCAAUUCUUAUACAAUAAUAAAACUAUAGUAAUCUAUUAA